Molecule: messenger RNA, 2929 nt
Organism: Adelges cooleyi (spruce gall adelgid)
Lineage: Eukaryota; Metazoa; Arthropoda; Insecta; Hemiptera; Adelgidae
Product: UDP-glucosyltransferase 2-like
Exons: 6
Coding region: 497-2050 (517 amino acids)
Molecular function (GO): UDP-glycosyltransferase activity
Source: RefSeq, a predicted model, not a curated record
ACCAUAGUGGACGGUCAGACCAAUGGACUGUGUGAGAGUAGUAUUCAUCAGUCAUGUUCUCCUUGUCCGAGCUGGACCUCUCAGUUUGGCGUUUGAUUUAGUCGGUUAGGCCACGAAUUAAAUACAAUAUUAUCACAUUACUAUUAUAAUGUUCAUGUUGUAGACAUUUUCCUCGGCUUGUAGUGCCCGGCUUACAUAAUAAUCAAAUUUAUCUAUUUACUAUUUUUCUAGCCGUUUUUUUCGUUAAGCGGUCGUCUUAUCCGUCGCAUUUAGAGUAAAAAAAAAAUAUUUUUGAACAAAUGAUCUAUGUGUACGAUAAUGAGUAAUGGCAUAAUAUCUUUGCAGUUACAUAAACAGUUAUAACGUUAAUGUACCAACUAAUAGUAUAACUGUAGCUGUAACCGCUACUACAGUAUUCAUUCAACUAUUUAACCGACAUUAAUCGGUGUCUUCAACUCAUUGAAUUCAUUGGAUUCAUUCGUGUACUCCUUUAACAAUGAAGCUGAUCGGUGCACUGGUCCUGGUUGCUGCUUGCACAUUGGGCAGAACUGACGGAGCCAACAUACUCGGAGUGUUCCCCAUCAACGGACGAAGUCAUUGGGUGGUUUAUGAAAGCCUGAUGAAAGCAUUGGCCGCUCGAGGACAUAACGUCACUGUCAUCACAUCUUUCCCACAAAAAUCUCCAAUCGCCAAUUACACGGAUAUAGACGUUUCCAAAGCGUUCCCGUCGGCAGUCAACAAAAUUAGCAUUGAUCUUGUGCUAAACGUUUUGUCCAGCAUCUUUGCCAACCAAUGGUUCAUCUCCAGCCACUCGUUGAAUAUUUGCCAGACUUGUAUAAAACUUCCAACAGUGCAAGCGUUGCUGAAAAGUGACAUCAAGUUCGAUGCGGUAUUCACAGAGAUUUUUGGGUCAGACUGCGAUGUCGGUUAUGCCUAUCAUUACAAGGCACCUUUGUUGUCCAUGAUCUCAAGUUCGCAUUUACCUUGGAGUUACGACCGCGUGGGUGGACCGGACAAUCCAUCAUACAUACCCACCAUCGUAACGAAAGUAGCUGGUAAAAUGAACUUUAAGGAACGUGUGAUCAACACUCUCUACUACAUAUAUUUCAAGAUGGCGUGGAAAUAUUAUAGCGAAUGGCCGGCUGAUAAAUUCUUGAAAGAGAACUUCGGACCUAACACUCCGUACAUCAAUGAUAUACUUUACAAUACCUCUAUGGUGUUUGUAAAUGGUCAUUUUUCACUGGACGGACCGCGACCGCUCGUGCCCAACAUGGUGGAAAUUGGAGGCAUACACGUGAAACCGCCUAGGCCGUUACCUAAAGAUAUAUUGAAAUUUAUUGAAGACUCGCCCAAUGGAGUAAUGUUUUUUACAUUCGGAUCAUUAAUACGUAUAUCAACACUGCCAAAACACGUACUCGACAUAUUCAAAGAAGUAUUCGCAAAGCUUCCAAUCCGAGUUUUAUGGAAAUACGAAGUAGACAUGCCAGACAAGCCGGAUAACGUGUACAUUAGCAACUGGAUGCCACAGAGAGAUAUUCUGAAUCAUCCCAAGGUGCGUUUAUUCAUGACCCAUGGAGGCCUAUUGGGCACAAUCGAAGCCGUACACUCUGGCGUGCCUGUUAUAGGAAUCCCGUUCUUCUUCGACCAGCCCAGAAACAUUUUGAAGGUGGUCGAAAAAGGAGCCGGUAUUUUGCUGGAAUACGAGAACUUGACCAGAGAAUCGCUUUACGGUGCCAUAAACGCAAUUAUCACCAACAGCAGUUAUCAAACAAAUGCAAAUAAAUUGUCGAAGAGAUUCAAAGACAGGCCUUUGAGUGCUACCGAAACGGCUGUUUACUGGACUGAGUACGUGAUAAGACACAAGGGAGCCAGGCAUUUGAAAACGGCGGCCGUCGGGAUGCCAUGGUGGAAAUACUAUUUAGUGGAUGUUAUUGGAUUUAUCGCAAUCAUUACCUUCGCUGUGCUAUUUACGAUUUACUUUUUACUUAAAUUGGCGUACAGAAAAUUCAUCAAAAAAAUAGAUCCCAAAAAUAAAGUCAAGAAAAACUAAUGACGAGGCUUUGUAUGGAUUAUAAUAAUAUUUUCAGUACAUUUAAAAAUAUGUACUGUACAGUAUUAAAGAGCAUUAUGUUUCAUCUUAAUUUUUACAAAAUAUAUACCUCGUCUUUAUCUUAAGUUAAUAUUAUAAGUUUAACAACCCAAGUGCACAUUCUUUGUGCCCAGUUUUUGUCAUAACUCACAAUUAUUGUUUUAUAAUAAGUGGCCAACUAUAAACCAUUAUAUUAUUUUGUUUAUGGUGGUGCAAUAAUCAAACUUUGUUGACACUUAAAAAAAACUAUAUGACGUACUUCGUGUAAUAGAUAGUAAAACAGAUACUAAACAUAGAUAUGGAUUACUUUUUUUCUAUGUCAAAUAUAGUUCAGGGGAUUGCAUACAGUUGGUUUUUAAGGAGUUUUGUAUAGGCAAUAUUUAAGAAAUAAGUGAUUUUAAUAAAUUUCCAUCAUGUCAAUUAAUUUACUGGUUGAUUUGUAUAAGCUUCAUGGUAUUAUUUUCAACAAAUCCGAAAUCCAAAAGUAGUUUAACUUUUUGGUGUUGUGUUUUAUUUUUAUAUUUUCAUCAAAAAUAUUUUUCUUAUGUACACUGUUUUAUGCUGUAAAAAUAUAUAACACCUACUUAUAAGAUGUUUAAGUGACUUAAAUAGCGUUUUUUCAUCACCUGUGCGUAUAUAAACGUGUGCAUAUUAUAUCAUAUUUUUAAUUUAUUUAUCAAAAAAAAAUAUUUAUUGUUAAUUCCAAUGUAAUAGGUUUAUAAUUGUUACAAAUUUUAUUUUGUAAAUGUUUUUUUUAUUAAAUAUUCAUAGAGUGUGUUCAGUGUUUACAUGUGGUAACACACGUGUGCGCUUAUACCAUCGCACUAUUGUUUUUUUUAU